AUGACUUCAACGGCUCCAAAGACUCUCUACCCAAUCAGAACAACUGGUCAAUCAUCAAACGCAGGUCCCAACACCGGCAACAACGAAGGCCAAACCUACACCUCAAACACCACCAACAACGUAUCUUUGAACGGAUCUGGCAUUCUCUACAUCGAGCCCCAGAAAGACGGAAACGGCCACUGGAAAUCAGCUCGCUUGGAAGGAAAAUCAGCUUUCUCCUGUCCAGCAGGACACAGAAUGCUUCUCCAAGCUGAGAUCCGCACUGGCACGUUCCCAUACAGCAGCCAAGCAGGAAUCCGGCCAGCGUUCCGUGCACUCGGGAAGGAUGAUCGCAACGAUGGGAAGAAUUUGUUUACGGUGACGGCAGCGCAGGUCAAUGAUCCUGUGCUUUCGGGAAAUGUAGCGCAUAAGGCUUUCUUUCCGAUUUUGAAUGUGGCGGUGGGCAGUAACUUUCCGAAUGAUGACGGGCAGCCGGAUGGGAAUACUGUGAAUGGACCGGGUAGUGGGAUGCAGGUCAAGUCUAGGACGGAGGUCUAA
Mollisia scopiformis is the source of this 537-nucleotide messenger RNA. RefSeq lists its product as uncharacterized. Lineage: Eukaryota; Fungi; Ascomycota; Leotiomycetes; Helotiales; Mollisiaceae. The record is from RefSeq and is a predicted model, not a curated record. The transcript has 3 exons. Bases 1 to 537 code for a protein of 178 amino acids.